CACGAGGCGAGCUGUCGAAGUGUGGGGACAUGGACGAGGUCCACAGCGUGCCGACUGGCAGGAUACUGAUGACGCCAUUGACCACGUCCACGCUAGGUGAUCGUUCUUGACGUGGCUCUUCCCCAGCAGGCCCGUUCUCUGGGAGGCGAGAAGAAGCGACGGGCGACUGCAGAACCAACGCAGGAAGCCGAGGCUGAGAUCAUCAUCUCGAAGCUGGUUCGAACGUCACUCUGUCUAGCGGGGUUCUGGACAUGCAACGGGCAUUGUCCCGUGGGCGAGCGCCAGGCGGGCUUGCGUCUUGCGUGCGCGGAAUCCUAUCGCUCGUCUAACAGGAGCACGACGUUCGCAAGCCGACCAAGCAGCCACGUUCGCCGACCAAGCAGCCACGUAUGCGGUUUUUGAUUGGCCAAGAGCUCGACUCUGAGCUGCGAUUGGCCCGUUUUUCACCGCGUGAGGAUUAUUGACUGAACCGAAGCGGCGACCUUGGUCAUGGCCCGAACCAAGGCGACGCUGAAGCUAGAGAAGCGCGGGCGCAAGUCUACGCGCAAGCCUGCACGCAAGCCGGCGCGGGCCCGCAGCAGCGGCCCGCAGCUCGACACGUCCGAGGUGCCUGGCGACCUCGCGCUGGCCAUCGCCGAGUGGCGAGCGAGCCAACUGCGCUCCGUGGAGCUCAUCGACCUGUCGUCGACGCCAGACGACGAGAUUUUUGACGACGAGCGCGAUACUGACGUCGUUCUCGUCUACGCGCCGCCGAUCGUUCCAGUGACGCGCCUCUUCCUCUGCUGACCUCCGCGGGCGUCGAUCACUAUCAUGUAUAUUAACCAUUAACGAUUGCACGUCGCGUCGGCGAGCCCACGUAGUGCUGGAAGGGCCAUCGCUCAUCAACAGCAAGU
Molecule: messenger RNA, 893 nt
Organism: Saprolegnia diclina VS20
Lineage: Eukaryota; Oomycota; Saprolegniomycetes; Saprolegniales; Saprolegniaceae
Exons: 1
Coding region: 490-786 (98 amino acids)
Source: RefSeq, a predicted model, not a curated record